Ornithorhynchus anatinus (platypus) is the source of this 2233-nucleotide messenger RNA. It is a transcript of the gene EIF2D, whose product is annotated as eukaryotic translation initiation factor 2D. The record is from RefSeq and is a predicted model, not a curated record. Gene Ontology annotation, molecular function: translation initiation factor activity. The coding region runs from base 34 to 1785 and encodes 583 amino acids. The transcript is spliced from 15 exons. Gene Ontology annotation, biological process: translational initiation; formation of translation preinitiation complex. Lineage: Eukaryota; Metazoa; Chordata; Mammalia; Monotremata; Ornithorhynchidae.
CCCUCGACCCCCCGACCCCCCGCUCCGCCCGCCAUGUUCGCCAAGGCCUUCCGCCUCAAGUCCAACACGGCCAUCAAGGGGUCGGACCGGAGGAAGCUACGAGCCGACGUGACUGCUGCCUUCUCCGCUCCCGGCAUCUCCGAGCUGGUGCCCAGCAAGGACGACCUCAACGUUGUCAAGCUCUAUGCCCACAAGGGAGAUGCCGUGACCGUCUACGUCAGAGGUGGCAACCCCAUCCUCUUUGAACUGGAGAAGAACCUGUACCCGACAGUGUACACAUUGUGGUCCUACCCCGAUCUCCUGCCAGCCUUCACGACGUGGCCCCCUGUGCUGGCGAAGCUCGCCGGGGGAGCGGAUUUGAUGCUGCCCGGGCUCGUGGUGCCACCCUGUGGGCUUCCCCGGGUACAACAGGGGGAUCUCUGCGCCAUCAACCUGGUCGGGAGCAGGGCGCCGGUAGCCGUUGCCGUGGCCGCCAUGUCCACGGCCGAGAUGCUGGCGUCGGGCAUGAAAGGGCGGGGCUUGACCGUGCUCCACACCUACCUGGAUCACCUGUGGCGCUCGGGGGACAAGUCCUCCCCACCCUCCAUCUCCCCCUUGGGGCCAGAGCCCAGCGGAACCAGGAGCGGGGAUGAGGAGGAGCCGGUCCAGGGGGACCCCACUCAGCAGGUGGACCUGGAGAGCCUGAGCCUGACGGGGAGCAGUGAGAACGGGGGGAUCGUCCGGCGGGAAGCCGAAGAGAAGGCCCCCAAGGAAGGCCUGGAAGAGGUUGACAGCGGAGGAGCGGAAGAAAGGACAGGAAGCCUCGGCCCGCAGGAGCAAAUGGACGCCCUCCUGCACCGGUGUUUCCUCCGUGCCCUGAAGAGUCGGGUGAAGAAGGCUGACCUGCCCCUGCUCACCAGCACCUUCCUGGGCAGCCACAUGUUCUCCUGCUGCCCUGAAGGACAACAGCUGGACAUAAAGAAAUCAAGUUACAAGAAGCUGUCCAAGUUCCUGCAGCACAUGCAGCAGCAGCAGGUCGUGCAGGUGAAGGAGCUGAGCAGAGGGGUGGAGAGCAUCGUCGCCGUGGACUGGAAGCACCCCAGCAUCGCGUCCUUCCACGAGGCCGACCCCUCCCCAGAUGGACCGAGCCCUCAGGAGUGCGAGGGGGAGCAGCCGUACCACCCUCCCGACAUCGAGCCCGCCUACUGCAUUCCGGCCAACAUGAGUCCCCUCUUCCAGGAGUCCGGCCACAAGAAGGGGAGCUUCCUCUCGGCCGGCGAGGCCCGGGCCGCCUGCAUUGAUUAUGUGAAAAGAAACCAGCUGGUGGACGAAGACAACAAGAACCUAGUGAAGAUUGAUCCCAUCUUGUGCGACUGCCUGUUGGAGAAAGUCGAACGGAAUUCCGUCCUGAAGCUCCCCUGGGACAAUCUCCUGUCCAGGUGCCUGGAGAGACUGCAGCCUGCUUACCGGGUGACCUUUUACGGCCAAGAGCCCGUGAUGAAGAAAGGCAAGAUCUCUCCCAUCGAGAUCACCCUAGCUCAGAGAGCAUCCAACAAAAAGGUGACCCUCAUCAGGAACCUGGAAGUGUACGGCCUGGACCCCUAUUCCGUGGCCAAUAUUCUCCAGCUGCGAGGACAGGCCAGUGCCACCCUCUGCCCCGUCCCCGGGACCAAAGACACGGUCCAAGUCCAGAUCCAGGGCAACCAGAUCAACCACCUGAGUCGGCUGCUGCUUGACGAGUAUCACAUCCCCCGGAAGUACGUCCAAGGCCUGGAAAAGGCCCCCAAAGCUGGCAAAAAGAAGUGACGAGGCCCCAGUCCACUUCGGAGUGCCCUGGGAAUCCAGGCCGGUAAUUGAAAAUAAACUUACUGUAUGCGCGCGCCGAAGGUUUCCGGGAGAAAUUCUGUAGUGCAUCUUUUCUCUGGAGAUGUUCAUCACGUGGAAGAAUUCUUGGAAUGGUCAUCCCGAGAGGUCAUCUUAUCUCCCCAUCGUUUCCAGCGAGGGACCACCCUAAGACUUCCUAGAUAGCGGAGAACCUGGGUGGCUUGAAAAAUCGGUCGGGGAGGGGGAUCCCAGAGCCGAUUCCAACCGUCAGCACUCCCUGCUGCAGUGUCUCAGGCCCAGCCUUCGGAGGACAGAGACUGGGUAAGCUCCCCGUGGGCGGGGAACAUCUCUACCAACUCUGAUGUACUCUCCCAAGUGCUUAGUACAGUGCUUGGCGCACAGUAAGCGCUCAAUAAAUACCUUUGUCGGA